AUGCAAGAGCUCAUGGCUCAACGAGGGAUGGGAAGUCAGCAAGAUUCUGAGCAACAGAAGGCCCAGGAAGAUGCAAAGAGGGAUGCUGAGGAGCGAAGGCAAAUGAUGCUUAGUCAGAUUUUGUCUUCUGAAGCACGAGAAAGACGUAAGCCCACAACUGAGAUCAUCUUUGCCCGAAUUGCUCUGGUGAAGCCUGAGAAGGCAAGGAGUGUUGAAGAUGUCAUCCUGAGAGCUGCUCAAAUGGGUCAAAUAGUUGAGAAGGUUUCUGAGGAGAGGCUCAUAUCAUUGCUGGAACAGAUUAACAACCAAACAACCAAACAGACAAAAGUCACAAUCCAGAGGCGUCGGAGUGUUCUAGAGGAUGACGAUUAA
Molecule: messenger RNA, 372 nt
Organism: Dovyalis caffra
Lineage: Eukaryota; Viridiplantae; Streptophyta; Magnoliopsida; Malpighiales; Salicaceae
Source: the annotation of a GenBank genome assembly